Messenger RNA from Naegleria gruberi, 2940 nucleotides. RefSeq lists its product as uncharacterized. The record is from RefSeq and is a predicted model, not a curated record. Gene Ontology annotation, molecular function: protein binding. Bases 1 to 2940 code for a protein of 979 amino acids. The transcript has a single exon. Lineage: Eukaryota; Heterolobosea; Eutetramitea; Acrasida; Naegleriidae.
AUGUCCUAUUAUUUGAAUCAAUUGGAAGGUUCCGAUGAUGAUGAAUAUUAUAGUGAAGAAGAAGAAGAAGAAUUUGAUGAUGAUGAUGAAAUAAUUCAUGAUCAAGAGGAAGAAGUCGAUGAAGAGGAAGAUAGUGAGGAAAGAGCUGCUGCUAUCGAACAACAAAAGGCUUCACUUUCUAUUCAAACACUUUCCAAUAAGAAACAACAAAACAAACAAAAGAACAAGAUUGCGAAGACAAACACUUCCAAAAAGAAAGAUCAACAACAGGAAAGCGUUGUCAUGUCCAUGACCGAAGAAGAAUUGGAAUAUUAUCAAAAUUUAAAGUUGUACGGAAUUUCUGGACCUAAAAACAUGAAUAAGAAGGAAAAUCAAGUGAUUGAAGAAAUCAAAUUUAAAUUGGAUGUUCUCCAAUCAUCGAAAAUGUUCUUUGAAAGUGUAAGACCAACCUCUCUGACAAUCAUUUCCGGAAAUCCAAAAUAUGAAGAACAAAAACGUUACAUUAUGGCUCAUCAAUAUGAGGCUAGAAAAGGAAAACACUAUAACAAUGAUGAUGCCAUGAUUGAAGGAGAAGUAGUUGCUCCUAAAUUCUUAUUCCAAGAUGUUAGUUCUUCAAAGAUUGGUGAAUAUGUUAGAAAUUUGAUGAAUAGAGUAGAUCACUUAUCUACACUUUCUCACGACGAAAGAUCAUUGUUUAUUUAUGGUGGAAGAACAGGCACCUUGCUUCACGAUGAUUUGAUUCGUUAUGAUUUUAUGACUGGUAAAAUGGUUGUUUUCAAGAAUUUGGGAUUUGUCAGUCAUUGUGAUGGUACUAGAGUACAAGUACCAUGCCCUUCUAUUUCUAAUAGUGAAAUGGUUUCAUGUGGAGGUAGAGUUUAUAUUUUUGGAGCUACUUAUGGUUUUCCAAAUAGUUUAGAUUCGGUUCUUACCAGAGCCCAUUUUGGAUAUUUUUGGGGUAAUAGACCUAAUACUGCAUGGACCAAUAAUGAAUUGGUUAUUUUGUGUAUGGAUGGAGUGAUUGGAUUCAAUAGUGGUCUUUUGGGUGUUGAUAUACCACGUGUUAAUACUACAGCUCUUACUGAAAGAUCACAUCCUGUAAGAAGUGCAACUUCUGAUAUUCCUCCAGCUCGUUCUCACUUCUCUAUGGUCAAGAUGGUAAAGGGCUCAAAUCUAGUUGAAGCAAUUAUCUUUGGUGGUAAGAAGAAUACUGUCUUGGAUGACAUGUACACUUUCACCUUCUCUGAUAGGGGACAAACCUAUGAAGUCAAACAAAUCAAAAAACCACCACCAUCCAAAAAGGAUGGUCUUGUUACUUGGCCAUGUGCAAGAUAUGGCCACACUGCUUGUCUCGUGAGUAAUUUAAUGUUCGUCUAUGGUGGAUGCAAUGUCAAAGGAAAAUUAUUGAACGAUUUGUACAUGUUUGAUAUUUCAACUCAAAAGUGGACUGAAAUUAUUUGUGAUUCAAUGUUACCUCCUCCACUCUUCAAAUCUCAAUCCUUCGCUGUAAACAACCAGUCCAUUUACAUUUAUGGAGGUCAAUCUACUCAAGAAAACAGCAAUAUUCCUCCUACCAUUUCUUCCAGUUUAUUUAGAUUUGAUAUUACUGACAAGAAGUGGAAUAUUAUUGAAAUUAUCACGGAAGAAGCAGAUGAUAUUCAAAAUAAUAAGGCUGUUCCAUGUGUUGGACAUCAAACUCAAAUUGUUCAUGGAAAAUUGUUGCGUAUUGGUGGAUUGGCAAAUAAUGUUGGUGAUCCAUUUGUAAAGCUUUUAAAUUUGAACGACCCUGGUAGACCAAUUCCACUCUGUUCCUAUCUCUCAAGUAAGAGAGCAGAUGGAUUUUUGUGUGAUGUUGUUUUCAGAGUCCGUGACGUUCUUGGUCAAGAAAUUGACUCACUCAGUUAUGUUCUUGCACAUAAGGCCAUCCUAAAGGCCAGAUGUUCCUCUCUCCACAAGAUGAUUCUUGCCAGUACUGAAACUAUGAGUACUACAAAGCUCUCCGGAACAUUUAAUGAUGAAAUGAGUGAAAUUACUCUUGUAGAUAUUGAACAAGUUGACACUGCAGUUUUUGAGCAAUAUCUCAACUUCCUCUACAGUGGUAGUUUGGAUUUAAAGUCUCUCAAUGAGGUUAAUUCAUUCCUUGAAUUUGCCAAGACAAUAUCACCAGAUAAUCAUUAUCCAGCUAUUGUAAAGAUUUGUACCGCGGAAGAACAAAAGGAUUUGGAAGUUACCAAGCUUGUUCUAUCUCAAAUUCACAAAGAUUUCUCCACUCUCAUCAAUGAUCAUUCAUACAGCGAUUUGAUUGUUGUUUUGGAUCAAGGUGAUGCUGUAGCUCAACAUGUCGGAGGACCAACAGAGGAAAUUUUCGAAGAGGAACCAUUUGAAAUUCCAGAAACUAGCUUUGAAACUAAUGAUGCUACUGCUGAAUUAGAACACGAAAUCAUGUCACCAUUGACUAGAAAUACUGUUCCAACAGGUGGUAUUGCAGUUCACAGAUUAAUCAUGUCAAGAUCUCCAUUCUUCUCAAGAAUGUUUGUUACUUCUGGUAUGAUGGAAUCAAAGGAAAGAGUUGUUCACUUGACCGAUUAUUCCACUGAAGUUAUGCUUGAAGUCUUGAGCUAUUUGUACACUGAUACUAUUAGACUUUCACCAAGAAAUUGUCUUGGUAUUUUAGUUUAUUGUAUCAUGUUGGAUUUGGUUGAUAUGGCUAGUGUUUGUAGAAGAAUGGUCGUUUCACUUUUGGAAGAUUCUAUUGUUUGGUCUGUUAUUGACAUUGCCAUGCUCUAUAAUGACAAGACUUUGGAAUCUGAAUGUGAACAUUACAUUUUAAAUAAUUUCGAAAAGCUUCGUGGUGCUGCUGGUUUCUUGAAUUUACCAGAACUGACCAGAAUUAAGAUUAAACAAUUAUAUGAAAAGAAAGCUGAAAAGAAAUCUAAGAAAUAA